GUUAUCAUGAAAUGAACUCUAUUUUCAAACUAAACCUCAUUUCGUAUAUAAAUUGAACGCAACUCUUGAGCUCACGUUAAGUCAAUGUUUGGCAGAAAACUCAUAACAUAUUUGUCUGUAUUUAACAAAAACCGCAAAACUUCCCAAAGUUUGUGUCAACGCAUACGCCAUACGAAGAAUGUCUGCCAACAGUCACUACAAACAGAUCCAGGUGUUCAACUACUCGACCAACUUUGCUGAGGCGACUAAAAUAGUUUCGCUGCAUUUAGUGGAUCCCAAAAGUGAUGAAAUACUUGUGAAGAAUCUCUUUGUGGGCAUCAAUGCCACGGAUCUGAACAUCACUGCCGGACGUUAUUUCAAACACGACGACCCGCCCUAUCCCUUGGGGUUUGAAUAUGUGACCUCUGCUGACGGCCUGACAGUCAUCCCAAAGCCAGACCCGGAAUACUUAGCCCUCUUCGGCACCAGUGGUUUGACGGCAUCCAUAGGUCUGUCCGAAGGCUCGCAUUUGGCUUCAGGAGAAAAAGUGUUGAUAACAGCGGCGGCGGGAGGUGUCGGACAUAUCGCCGCCCAAUGGGCUCUACUGAAGGGCUGUCACGUAAUCGCCACCACAUCUAACGACAAGAAACAGGAG
Molecule: messenger RNA, 634 nt
Organism: Oppiella nova
Lineage: Eukaryota; Metazoa; Arthropoda; Arachnida; Sarcoptiformes; Oppiidae
Source: the annotation of a GenBank genome assembly